Aspergillus alliaceus is the source of this 424-nucleotide messenger RNA. RefSeq lists its product as uncharacterized. NCBI's taxonomy places the organism in Eukaryota, Fungi, Ascomycota, Eurotiomycetes, Eurotiales, Aspergillaceae. The record is from RefSeq and is a predicted model, not a curated record. Bases 171 to 380 code for a protein of 69 amino acids. The transcript has a single exon.
GGCAGAGCCCUUACUUUUUUUUUCCGCUCUUAUUUUUAUCACCAUAUAUAUAGUUCUCUUAAUAGCUUUGUCAUCUGUUCCACGAGUUGCAUCAUUCACGACGAACCAUGAGGACCUGAUUUGCAUUCGGCUUCGCGCCUUUUUUAUGCUCUAUCGCAUGACAUUUUACCAUGUUUGAAUAUCAACUUUACGAUACUUAUGGUUUUCCUUGUGUGUUUGCUAGGAGUCCUGUAAUACUCUCCUACCUGGGGGUAUUGCUAUCACUGUUCAGUUCCAUUUUACAAGGUCCUGAGAAUCCUACAUCAAAUGCUUCCAGCUUGUGUUUCUCACUAUUUUCUUUCCUUGUAUGGGUUCUACCCGGUUGUACGGAUUUCGCAUGAAAAUGGUGCAAGUGUAAGAAUAACAGGAUUCUGUUUUAAACGAU